CGUAGUGUCCGGAAAGGUGCUUUCCAGAACGCAGCAAGAUAGAAAUCGCCCACCCGCCCCGAUCCCUGCGUGCACGCGUGUCUGCUCUCACGCGUACACACACACACACACACUCCUCGGCAGAAUCGAAAGAAGACACGGGCAUAAGAAGACAGCGUUGCGCCUCGGCCCGGAAUAAAUACUCAACGCAGCGGACGUCACUCGUGUCAGUUUUAUAGCGCCCUCAGCAGCCACCGACACACAUAUCAGCCGGACUGGGGACCCGAAACGCGCCCAGGUUCGAUUUCGAAAUCCGUGCGAUCGUGCAAUCGGCCCAUGCAGCAUCAGCAGCAUCGCAACAUAAUUCGCUGUGCGUCGCUCGUGUGUCUCCAAUAAAUUUGUGCUACAUAAAUGCGCUUAAGUGUGCGUACGUGCGUGUGCCUAUAUUAAUUGUGUGUGUGUGAUAGAGAGAGAGAGAAAGAGAGAGAGUGAGUGCUUGGUGCGUCCGAGGCUAGACAAAUUGGAGCAGUGACAACAAAAAUGUAAUGCACCUUCACGCGCACCCCCCAAUCAGACCGACUCCCGUGCACUGAAGGGGUUGAAGUGUAAGGUGACGGUUGCAAUAAGGCUACCUACCCCUCGCUGAUGCUAGCAACUAUCCCCACACACACUCACGCAGUACAAGCAGUUCAAUACGGCGGUGACCAGGACAGCAUGAGGAGAUAACAAAAAAAAAUGUUGGAAGUGUUUUAAUUUUGGGGAGCAAACUCUUCAUCAACGCUUGUAUCACCCCCGAUUGUAUAAACCUUCGCGCCCUGCACUGCCUCUUUCAAAUCGCGAGAUUGAAGGAGGGACCCAGCGGUUCGCACCAAGCACCGCUAGCGAAGACACACGGUCUCACAAUAUUUGGUGGGUUCUUGCACACACAGCACACAAACACACGCGCGAGAGAUAAGGGACCAGUCUGCAAAGGCAAUUAAAGAGAGUGGAGAAGCAUCCAACAACCAAAAAAAAAACGUUUAUAUCUAUACACCCAGAACAAGUCGAGAAGUAACACCUUUUUGGAAGUCCCGUAAUACACCUUCUUCCGUCUGGGCGAGAGGAAGUCUCGCCAGCCUAUUGUGCCGAUUUUAUUAUUUUUCUGUUCGGUUGUUUGGUGGGCUUUGAUCGUUGGAUUUGGUCGUUGUGUUGCUGUGUGCCCAGUCGCCAGCCACUUGCAACCGAGGAAAGCCACGACGACCUGCUGGAACGACUCCCCGGAGGACCGAUCGUCACGACUGCUGCUGCUGCUCCUGCUCGUCCCUGGAGAUCGUCCCGCAGCGGAGAUCUGCGGGAGCGACCAGCGGCUAUCAAACAACACUGCUGUCUACCUGUCCCGUGAGGCUGCACCGAGGAGGACUCACCUCUACCUGUGAACCCAAGACCCACGCAGGCUGCUGCAAAAGAUGUCUUCUACGAAUACGGCUAUGUGUAGAAGAAAUUGUACUCGAUGAAGGUGUCAGGUUGUCACAAAUGGAUGUGUAAAGUGCAGACAUGAGUUUGAGAGCAAGAGAAGGAGAAAAUCAGUUUAACAGCAAACAAGAAAGCACAUCACACCCACUACAUCGAUAAACAAGAUAAAGCAGUUAAAAAUAGCUAAGUCAAAGCAAAAGGAAAGCAAACUUGAUCUUGACAGCAGCGUAAAAGUUCGGGAGAAACAAAACAAAAGAUAAGCAAUAUUGCCAGAGAGCACUAGAGCGCUAGUAGCCAACGAGCAGCAGAGCGACGAGAGCGAGAUAAGCAGCAAUCACCCACUGAGUCUGCAGGCGACGAACCCCCGGUGCAAUCCGAAACCAAAAUGAUUGACACAGCGACCGGUCAGGCGUAUCAGCAGGCGCUGCUGCUGCUGGUCGCGCUGGUCUGCACGCUGUUGCUGCCGGUGGUGCAGACACGCCAGGAGUACUACUACACCUACCAGGACCCGUACGAGGACGACCUGUCGCUCUGGAUCAACGAGCAGCAGGUGAAGAUCUUCAGCGGCGUCGCGAUGAAGAUCUACGCGAUCGACAACGGGCGGGUGUCGCCGCACAUACGCGACCCGAACUUCAGCCAGUAUCUGCCGGUCAUCCCGUCCGAGGUGAGCAGCGUCAACUUCACGUGGAAGGCGGGCUCGAAGAAGUACUACUACAACUUCGACCGGCUGAUGUCGGUGGACGAGAGCAUCCUCAAGCCACCGACAAUCUCGAUCAAAACGUCCGGGCGCGUGCCGAAGAACGCCAAGGAGUUCAGUGUGAUCCUGCCAUGCUCCGGUAAUGUAUCGGGCAUCGCAAUGUUCAGCAUUGGACUCCUGAUCCAAACGCGGAAAGGCAAACCGGUCCCCGGCACGCCUCUCCGCAUCAAACUACGUAAGGAAUGUGCACAUAGAGGUGUGUAUGAAAGAUCUUCUACUCUAACAUCUUCUUCGCAAGGACCCGACCCGGAGUGUGACAAGAAGUGUGCGAACAAGGGCGUCUGCAACGAGGACAAGAUCUGCCAGUGUCCGGAGGGCUACAUGGGCCAGUACUGCCAGACGGCGCUCUGCUACCCGCAGUGCAUGAACGGCGGCAACUGUACCGCACCGGGCACCUGCUCCUGUCCGCCCGGUUACCAGGGCCGGCACUGCGAGGGAGGCAUCUGUGCCGAAAAGUGUCAGAACGGGGGCAAAUGCAUCCAGAAGGACAAGUGCGAAUGCACCAAGGGCUACUACGGGCUGCGCUGCGAGUACUCGAAGUGCGUCAUACCGUGCCUGCACGAUGGCAAGUGCCGGGGAGUGAACAAGUGCCGGUGCAAGCCGGGCCUGAGCGGCGAUCACUGCCAGAUCGGGCGCCGGCAGCGCUCGACCUGCAAGAGACCGUGCAAGCAUGGACUCUGCCAGCCCAACCAUACGUGCGCCUGCGACAGUGGCUGGUACGGGCGGCUUUGCAAUCAGCGCGAAAAGAAGCGCCGCAACACCAACGGAGCCGGCGGUGGUGGUGAUACGGGCGGUGGUGGGGGUGGUCCAGCAAGACUUCCAAAGAAAUAGAGCAAACAUCCCUUUUGGGCUCGACGUCGUAAAGGGUUUCACGUGACUGCGAGAUUAGUAGUGUGCACUUUGGCACAAGUCAUUCAAGUCACUCGCGACUACUCACCUCAGUCAGGCCAGGUGUACAAAGUGUCGAAGAAGGAGGAAGCCAUACGGGGCGUCGCCGCCGCCGCCGCCACAGUGUCACUGGGUUGCUCCACCAUAUCUUGCCAGCGGGAGAAGCGCAACAGAAGCCACAAGGGCACGAUUUACUAGUUGGAUACGAUAUGCGAAACAAAUGGUGAUAUAAUAAAGUAAUUUGCUGCAUUCCUGUCUGGGUAGGGCGCGAUGCCGCGACGCGCGCACUGCUCGGUAAUGUGUAUA
Anopheles arabiensis is the source of this 3382-nucleotide messenger RNA. Its product is annotated as protein shifted-like. Gene Ontology annotation, molecular function: signaling receptor binding. Gene Ontology annotation, cellular component: cell surface; extracellular region. Gene Ontology annotation, biological process: anatomical structure development. The record is from RefSeq and is a predicted model, not a curated record. Lineage: Eukaryota; Metazoa; Arthropoda; Insecta; Diptera; Culicidae. The transcript has 7 exons. The coding region runs from base 1817 to 3019 and encodes 400 amino acids.